Molecule: messenger RNA, 2618 nt
Organism: Coffea arabica (coffee)
Lineage: Eukaryota; Viridiplantae; Streptophyta; Magnoliopsida; Gentianales; Rubiaceae
Product: protein OXIDATIVE STRESS 3 LIKE 1-like
Source: RefSeq, a predicted model, not a curated record
CUCACACUCUCUCUCCCCCCUCUGAUUAUUCCGUUUCUCAUCAUUUCUCUCUCUCUCUCAAGUCGCAGUUCCCUAUAUAAUCCUCUCCUCUCUUUCUUAAGACCCUCCUUGUCCUACGUUUCUAUCUCCAUCUACGUAUGCGUAGAGAAUUCUGUGUCUAUAGCAUACUCCUGUAAGUUUUGGAACUUCUUCGUUCGUUUUGUUCUUCUAGUUAGAGAUACCGGCGAUGUCAAUCGUGGUGGAGAGGGGCAAUAGUAAUACGACUGGUACUACGACUGCGACUGCGGCCUCUACCGCGGCUGCUGCCAAUCAUAUUAAUGGUAAUAGUUACGGGCUUGAUCAUCAUCUGAUCGGACGGUCUGGACUUGGUGGACAGAGAGUGACGUGUUUCUCGAUGUAUGCUAAUGGAAAUAAGCCGCCGGCACCGGAGUUAGGGGCAGCCGGCGCCGGAGUUGGAGCGGGGAGGAAGGAGGUGGAGGAAGAGGAUGAGGGUCGGAGUGGGGAGUCAUCGUCGUCGACUUCUUCGAUUGGGAGGAAUAGUGAUGAGGAGUCAUCGGCUGGACGGUCGUCGGAAGCCGGCGACGGUGAGGAGGUGCAGAGUGAGUAUAAAGGCGGAGCUUUGGAUAGUCUCGAGGCGUUAGAGGAGGUCUUGCCUAUCAAGAGGAGCAUAUCACAAUUUUAUUGUGGUAAAUCCAAGUCUUUUACCAGCCUAUCAGAUGCUGCAAAUUGUUCGUCCAUGAAAGAUAUUGUAAAGCCAGAAAAUUCUUACACCAGGAAACGCAAAAACUUGCUUGCCUGUAAUAAUUUCUGGGAUAAGAAUCGCAAUGGCAUUAGAAGAAAUAACAGCGGUGGGAUAUCAAAGAGAGCAGCAGGCUCUAGAAGUUCAUUGGCUCUUGCAGCAUCCAUGGGCUGUACCGAGAGCAACAAUAACAGCGAUAGUUCCAACUCAAAUUCACCAUCUCGUGGCAUUUGUCUUCCUCCUUUGCCACCACAAGCAAGAAGAUCACUGUACAAUGACUCAUUGUCACCUCCGGGACAGAAGUUUUCUCCUUGGAGGUCCUUCUCUUUAUCUGAUCUGCAAGGGAGGGAACUUGGGGGCUGCUAAAGGGGAGGAUUUCAGGUGUAUUUGGUUUUCUGCAUUUUGGUCCACCAUUCACGGUUGAGCUGCACAUGUUUUGAUAUCUGUCUCAAACUCCGUUCUAGUAAAACCAGUCAAAAGGGAAAGAAGAAGUUACAAUGGCUGGAAGAAACUGUUUCUAUGAUGGUAUGCAGAUGAUCUUCCUGUUAUGAAGUAGUUGAGAAAUGAUCAUGGGUUUCCAGCUUAGGAUUGUGAUAGAAGAUCUGUCUUAAACUCCGCUCUAGUAAAACCAGUCAAAAAGGAAAAAAGAAGUUACAAUGGCUGGAAGAAACUGUUUCUAUGAUGGUAUGCAGAUGAUCUUCCUGUUAUGAAGUAGUUGAGAAAUGAUCAUGGGUUUCCAGCUUAGGAUUGUGAUAGAAGGUUUUGGGCCAUGGAUCCUGAACUUUUGCCGGUUACACCCAACGAGUACGGUACUUUCCAUGCAAUGGAUAGAGCGCUUUAUUCUCUCCUUGCUGUCGAUCUCUGGCGUGAUCCUUAUGAAUCUGUGCAAAUUAUGGCCCUGUGGCUUUGGAUGGAGCGGCUAGGUUUCAAGAAUCUUGUAUUAACAAUCUUAUCUAUGCCCCCCAUGUUGAUAAAUAAAUAUGCUGACGAGGCUUUGACAUGUGUCAAAUGUGUUAAUGACCCUCAGUUUGUGCUUUCAGCUGAAGUCAAUGAAAUUCCUGCAACUUCUAGACUCGUGAAGAAGAGGAUCACUCUCCAAUAUUUUCAUGAGAAUAGGCCCAUUGUGGUGAAAGAACUUCGGAAUGUUGUAACUGAAACUUGUGCCAUGGCUUUACAGGAUGUCAUAGAGGAUGUCGUCAAGAAGCAUAAUGCAUACGAGUCUUUGGUUAACAGCUUUUCUAACUUGGGUUUUGUAGGUGAAGCAUGUGGAGACUACAGUAAUGCUAAUGGGGCAUCACAAGAGGAAAGGACCAUGUUUGUUACAUUUUCGAAGGGCUAUCCUGUUGCAGAAUCAGAAGUCACGGAGUUCUUCACUAAGCUGUUCGGGAAUUGCAUAGAGGCCUUCCACAUGCAACCAGUGAGGUCUGAUGAGCAACCAUUGUAUGCUCGAGUAGUGUUCUCUACGCCUAAAGUCAUUGACUUGAUUCUCGGUGGUGUUACCAAGGCCAAAUUCACCAUAAAUGGGAAGCAUCUCUGGAUGCGCAAAUUUGUGCCUAAACGCAAGAGCUCCUUUCCUCGGUCGCGUUGGCCAUAGAAUCUGUGGUCCUUGUCGAAUCCCCUUGUCCAACAGCUGUGGUCCUUUUGUGUCGGAAGUCUUAUAGUUGUGUCGUAAGGGGUGUCUCAAUAAAGUCUCAGUUUAAAUUUGUAAGUUGUUGUCAAUCAAGUCCAGGGAGGGACGCUUGUACACAGUUGUACUGCUGUUAAAAGCUUUCCUUGCGUGCUGCAAUACAAGUCUUAUGAAUAUUGCCAUUUUUUACUGCAGAUUAUGUAUUUACAUUGCGACUAGAUUGAUGAAAUCAAGAACAUUCAGUAGAACUAG